This is a messenger RNA of Parnassius apollo (apollo), 219 nucleotides long. Lineage: Eukaryota; Metazoa; Arthropoda; Insecta; Lepidoptera; Papilionidae. The record is from the annotation of a GenBank genome assembly.
AUGAAAUCUUUUGUCGCAGUACUUUGCCUGGUGGCAUGUGUGGCAGCUGAAGAAAAAGCACGCGAGAAGCGCGGCUACCUCGGAGGUCUGCACUCCGGUGGCUUAGGAAGCGGCUUGUCGCUCGGCGGUGGUUACUCUGCCCGAGGCUCUCGGCUCAAGCGGCUACUCUGCGCCCUCAGCUCAGCUCGUCACCGUCAACAAAGUUGUGAACGUCCCUAA